Sclerotinia borealis F-4128 is the source of this 1587-nucleotide messenger RNA. Lineage: Eukaryota; Fungi; Ascomycota; Leotiomycetes; Helotiales; Sclerotiniaceae. The record is from the annotation of a GenBank genome assembly.
AUGAAGUUCUUCGAAAUACCAAUCGCGAUUGCGGCCGUAGUAACCUUAUUUUUACCUUGCGAAGCCAAGCUCGGCCAUGGGCUUUCCCAUCUCGACAUUUUAGAGAAGCGCCAUUCGCACAACAGACUUCACGCAUCACCAAGAGUGGAAGACUCUGGGGAUCUAUUACAAAAGCGUAGUACUUGCGCAUUCCCAUCGGAUGCUGGAUUGGUUUCUGUCACACCUGAUUCUAAGAAUGCGGGAUGGGCGAUGAGUCCCGAUCAGGCUUGCACCCCAAAUUCAUACUGUCCAUAUGCUUGCCCUCCUGGCCAAGUGAUGGCACAAUGGAAUCCAAAGGCCACUUCAUACACUUAUCCACUGUCCAUGGAUGGAGGUUUGUUUUGCGAUUCGAAUGGUAAAGUUAGCAAACCAUUUUCCAACCAGCCUUAUUGUGUGUCCGGAACCGGUACAGUUGGAGUUGUGAAUAGUUGUGGCGGAAGUGUUUCGUUCUGUCAAACAGUGCUACCUGGAAAUGAGGCUAUGUUGAUUCCAACAUUAGUAGAAGGAUCUUCUCAAUUGGCGGUUCCAGGGACAAACUACUGGUGUGAAACUGCAGCUCAUUAUUAUAUCAAUGCUCCGGGGGUUUCAACUGCCGAUGCUUGUAUUUGGGGUGAUGGUUCAAAACCUAUUGGAAAUUGGGCCCCAUAUGUUGCAGGGGCUAACACGGAUGCCAGUGGUGAUACCUUCCUGAAGAUUGGUUGGAAUCCCAUUUGGACAGCUUCCUCGCUUUCAAAGACCAUGCCUAGUUUUGGUGUCAAGAUUGAAUGUUCUGGGUCUGGGUGUAACGGACUUCCAUGUUCAAUUGAUCCGUCGGUUGACGGAAUUGGUGGAGUUACCAGCUCUGAUCAAGCCUCUGGUGCCGGAGGUGCCAGCUUUUGUGUUGUUACUGUUCCUUCAGGCCUGACAGCUGAUGUGGUGGUUUUUGAGCUUGGCAGUUCCAGCUCUCCAGCUUCAUCAUCGUCCAAGGCUGCUCCAAGCAGUGCUUCGCCGACGCCAACGCCAACUCCAACUCCAACCCCAACGCCAAGUCACAGCUCAUCAUCUUCAAUCUCUACUACCUCGGCUGCCCCACCAUCAUCAACAAGCAGUUCAAGUUCUAUUUUAUCUACAUCUGUGUCUACGUCGGCAUCUUCAUCCUCAUCCUCAUCCUCAUCCUCAUCCUCAUCAUCUUCUUCCUCCUCCUCAUCUUCUUCCUCUUCCUCAUCCUCUCCUUCGUCAACCUCCAUAAAAGCGAGCUUAACCUCCUCCCUUUACAGCCAUACAACAAGCUCUAUCACUGCUUCAACCUAUCCGACUGACGAAGCCCACGUGUUUCUCCAAGCUGGAAACUCUACUACCAGUGCAGCGAGUACGUUCUUAGCACAAACGGUGACCGGUGCCGGCUCUGGCACUGGUACUGGCGCUGGAUUAAUGAGUCCAAUCACAAGCGCUGCCGCAACUGCUUCCGCCACAGCGUCAAACAAAAAAGAAUCCGCUGCUACAGCAACCGAAGUAUCGAAUUCGAUGUUUGGCCUCGUCCUACUCCUUGCCAUUGGCUGCUUGAUCUAA